This is a messenger RNA of Calypte anna (Anna's hummingbird), 2552 nucleotides long. RefSeq names its product interleukin 17 receptor D (gene IL17RD). The transcript has 13 exons. The record is from RefSeq and is a predicted model, not a curated record. The coding region runs from base 5 to 2230 and encodes 741 amino acids. Lineage: Eukaryota; Metazoa; Chordata; Aves; Apodiformes; Trochilidae. Gene Ontology annotation, molecular function: interleukin-17 receptor activity.
GACCAUGGCACCGGGGCUGAUCCUCGGCUCCUUCCUCGUCGCGUUCGUCGCCUGUUUCGGUGGUCUCCAGCUCGCUGGGGCCGCUGGAGGAGCCGGCGGCCGGAGGGGCUCGGCGGCCGAUGCUUGCGGAGGAAGGGGGCUGUCAUCAGUCACCAGGAACAAUGGACUACUCAAUAUCACCUUUAAAUUUGACAACUGCACACCUUAUCUGAAUUCAGUGGGAAAACACGUAAUUGGAGAUGUGCAGAACAUAACUAUCAGUCAGUAUGCAUGUUAUGAACAGGUUGCAGUUACAAUCCUUUGGACAGCAAAUGCCAUUGGGAUUGAAUACCUGAGAGGAUUCCGAGUGAUACUUGAGGAGCUGAAAUCAGAAGGAAGGCAAUGCCAGCAGAUGGUUUUAAAAGAUCCAAAGCAGCUCAGCCCCAGUUUUAAACGAACAGGAAUGGAAUCCCAGCCCUUUGUAAAUCUGAAGUUUGAAACAGAUUACUUUGUAAAGAUUGUUCCUUUUCCAUCAAUUAAAAAUGAAAGUAAUUAUCACCCAUUUUUCUUCCGAACUAGACCAUGUGAAUUGUUGCUACAGCCAGAAAACCUUGUCUGCAAACCUUACUGGAAACCAAGAAAUCUGAAUGUUACCCAGCAGGGAUUUAACAUGCAAGUGUCCUUUGAUCAUGCACCUCACAGUUUUGGGUUUAGAUACUAUUUUCUUCACUACAAACUUAAGCAUGAAGGGCCAUUUAAACAGAAGACCUGCAAACAGGAGCAAAACACAGAUACUACAAGUUGUAUUCUUCAGAAUGUGUCUCCAGGGGAUUAUAUAAUUGAGCUGCUUGAUGACACCAAUACAACAAGGAAAACAAUGCACUAUGCACUAAAGCCAGUACAUUCCCCGUGGGCUGGACCGAUAAGAGCUAUUGCCAUUACAGUGCCCCUCGUUGUCAUUUCAGCAUUUGCAACACUUUUUACAGUGAUGUGCCGCAAGAAACAGCAAGAAAAUAUAUACUCCCAUCUAGAUGAGGAGAGCUCAGAAUCUUCAGCAUAUGCUGCAGGUCUCCAUGUGGAAAGACUUCGUCCUCGGCCAAAAGUGUUCAUCUGCUAUUCCAGUAAAGAUUGCCAGAAACACAUUAACGUCAUCCAGUGCUUUGCUUAUUUCCUUCAGGACUUUUGUGGCUGUGAGGUGGCUCUAGAUUUGUGGGAAGAUGUAAGAAUUUGUAAAGAAGGUCAGAAAGAGUGGCUUAUUAAAAAAAUAAAUGAGUCCCAGUUUAUCAUCAUUGUGUGUUCCAAGGGAAUGAAAUACUUUGUAGAAAAAAAGAACUGGAAACACAGAGGAGCAACCAAAGAUGCAGGAAAAGGAGAACUCUUUCUGUUUGCUGUGUUGACUGUUGCAGAGAAGCUUCGUCAAGCAAAGCAGAAUUCAAAUGACCUCUGCAAGUUCAUUGCAGUCUACUUUGAUUACUCCUGCGAAGGAGACAUCCCUGGUAUUCUGGAUCUAAGUACAAAAUACAAACUCAUGGACAAUCUUCCUCAGCUGUAUUCACAUUUACACUCCAGAGAUCUUAGUGCACAGGAUUCAGAGGUGUUUCCUGUUAACAUUAGUAAAAGGAAUUAUUUCAGGAGCAAAUCUGGGAGGUCCCUUUAUGUCGCCAUUUGCAAUAUGCAUCAGUUCAUUGAUCAGGAACCAGACUGGUUUGAGAAGCAAUUUAUUGCAUUCCCUCCACCUUCUUUACAUUACUCAGAGCCUGUCAUGGAGAAGUUUGAUUCAGGCUUGGUUUUAAAUGACUUAGUGAAUAAACAGGUGAUGGAUGGUGAUUUUUACCUGAAAACAGAUGUAAAUAUUACUUCCACAGGGAAUUCAGAUUCUCACUGUAUAAUUCAGCACUUAAACCUUGGAGAAGAUGCAGAAACUCAGGACAUUCAAGGUAGUGGCAGCUCUGUUCUUCAGCCAUUGUUACAUGUUUUUAAAGCUUCAAAUCCUAAAGAUAUGCCUCGAGAUUCUGGAAUCUAUGAUUCAUCUGUUCCUUCAUCUGAAUUAUCUUUACCUUUAAUGGAAGGACUGUUGACUGACCAAACUGAAACAUCUUCCAUUUCAGGAAGUGUUUCUUCAUCUUCAGGUUUAGGGGAAGAAGAACCUCCUGUAAUUACUUCUACAAAAUUCUUAGUGCCUGGAAUAAGUAAAGCAGAACUUCAUUGCCAUAUCCAUACUGAUGAACUGCAGGCAAUUGCUCCUUUAUAAUACACAACAACAUUUUGAUGCAUUGCCACUUUAUCAACAGUCUCUGUUUAUGCUUUAACUACCACACUGUCUCAGCACUAAAUCUACUUGAAGGAAUGAAUAUUCCCUGAAGAUGAUCUUUUAUUCCUAAGGUAUUAUUUUUUAUGGCCAGUAAACUUGAAUCUCUUGGUCUUUUUAUAUAAAGUCUUUCAUGAUUUGAAAAAUGCAGCGUGAAAAAAUAGCUGAGAAUACAUUUCAAAUUUAUUCUUAUUACUAAUUUAAACAUCUUGAUGUUAUACUGUUUACAGAUGCCAUAAUAAAAAUUGACUUUUUUUGCUAGAAA